GUCCGGCGGCGCGUGAUGCGAACUACAGUUCCCACAACUCCAUGCGGUCUCGUCGCUGGCCUCUGUCUUCGCGAGAAGAAGCCGCUGUGUAGGGAGGUGGGAGGUGUCUGCUCGGACAAACGGAAGUGUAGUUGACGGUCGAGGACAUCACCGCCAAGCUGGGAACCGGGGAGAUGGCCGAGACGGACCCCAAGAACGUGCAGGACCUCACAUCAGUGGUGCAGACUCUGCUGCAACAGAUGCAAGAUAAAUUCCAGACCAUGUCCGACCAGAUCAUCGGGAGAAUUGAUGACAUGAGCAGUCGCAUUGAUGACCUGGAGAAAAACAUCGCAGACCUCAUGACACAGGCUGGGGUGGAGGAGCUGGAAGGUGAAAAUAAGAUAUCCGCCACACAAAAGAGUUGAAGGUUGCUAAUUUACACUGAAAACUGGAACACCAUUUCUACAAGCCAAGAGAACACCGAAUGGCUUUUUGCGCCUAACUACUAUCUGUAGACAGGUUUUAUAUUAUAAAGGGUGUUGUUCUGUCACAUACUAUAUAGUUAGUUUAUAGAGUGAUUUUUUUUUUUUUUUUUCCUCAUCCUUGGUUUCUUAAACAUGAAAACUUCACAUCUUGGGCCUUGGUCAUUUGUGCUAUUAAAUAUAUUAAACACUAAAACUUUGGCAGUUUCUGCAUAAAAUUGUCAAAUCUUUUAGUGUAUUUUUGUGAAGUCAUUUUUUUUCACUAUCAUUCUUUUGUAGUAGUUGCUAUUUGAUAAAAGUUCCUGUGUAAUUUUCUUAUUAAGCAAAGAGUAGAUCCUUUAAUUAUAUCAUACCUUGUGAAGGAAGACAUUUAUCGAGUUUAGGAUUCUCUGUACAGAAUGACUGUUGAACUAACACCAAAUAAUGUAUUGAGGAUACUUUUCAAAUGGUUAAGAAAAUUUAGAGACAUCUAACACUACUCUGUUGCCAAAUGUCAUAAUUGUGCCGUGAUUUCAUGUCUAAGUCCCAGAGGUCAGAUGCUAAAGUUAUAGAGUAACCACUGCCAUUUAGUGUGUUAGAACUUAUGAAUACAGAAAAUAACAGAAUUGCCUAAUAUAAUAAGGCAUUUGCUCAUUAGAGUUUUGCAUGAAGUUGGAAUACUUCCCUAAGACCCUCCAUUGUUUACCUAUAAUAGUUCCCCUAGGAAAUCUGGCAGGAUUUUAAAGCUCAGUUAUUCCAUCCUUGAGUUGCUAGUUGGGAAAAGGAACAGAAAAGAGAAACAAGCCUUACAAAUAAGGUCCAGGCCAAUUGUCUAGACAAUGAGUAACAACUCAGCUCAAGUUUUUAAUACUGUUUAUUGAAACGUUCUUAUCUAAUAGAGUAAUAUAUAAAACAACUGUUGCUAUUCAAAACUGCACUGUCAGGAGUGAGCCAAGAGGCCAGCACAGACACUUGAAAGGGUUCACCAUGAACCCCAGAGUUGGGGGAGUAGGAAUAGUUUAGGUCUUUAUAGAGGGAAAGCCAUUAAUGAGCACAGUAUGGUUUUAUAAUAUUUCCUACAUAACCAGACUUUGAUUGUUUGUAUUGCAUCUGUUUAACAAUAUUAAGAAACUAUUUGUCCUAUUUAUACUCUAUGGAGAGCACAAAGGCGUACAUUUCUUCUGUAAUGCAAUGAACUGACCUGUUAUUACUUGCUACAGAAACUCCUUCAGUGAGCCAGUUGGUCAAGCUGUACUGUUUAGCCAUGAGAACCCAGGGCCUUCAGACUCACCAGAUCAGAUAAACCCCAUGUGCAGGUGGUUUUCAAACCUUGUGAAAGCAGAAAUGAGAGGGCCAACUAUUGUUGGCAUGGUCGGGAUUUAGGUAGAAGUUGGCUUUAUGAAGUUGUUCAAAGAUUUUUAAAGGCAGGCUCCACUGCCCAAAACAACCUGCCAUCAAUAAAAAUGCCUGAAAUCCU
Molecule: messenger RNA, 1917 nt
Organism: Erinaceus europaeus (western European hedgehog)
Lineage: Eukaryota; Metazoa; Chordata; Mammalia; Eulipotyphla; Erinaceidae
Gene: HSBP1
Product: heat shock factor binding protein 1
Exons: 4
Coding region: 174-404 (76 amino acids)
Biological process (GO): cellular heat acclimation
Cellular component (GO): nucleus; cytosol
Molecular function (GO): transcription corepressor activity
Source: RefSeq, a predicted model, not a curated record